ACCAGUCUCAGUUCUAGCGCAGCACAACUGCUAGAAUUACGAAGAGACAACAUGCCGGUCAGGCUGAUGGCCCUAGCAGCGCUCAUGCUGAUCCAGGAGGGCAUCCACGGCAAAGGCAUCAACCCUGUGGUUGGCCUUUACCUUGCGUACGGGGAACGCUUUUACAUGUGUGACAACGGCUCGCUUCCCUGGAAAUGGCACGUGCGCGCUACCCAUUUCAACCCAUAUAAACCAAAAGAAUUGCAACGCAUAACAGGCAAUGUGACAGCACAUACUGCACCUCUUGAUGACAACUGCUGGGGAAAAGUCGUUGUGGAUGCUCGUUCAAAUAACCAAUGGAAGGAAAACGCCUAUGUUUUCAAUUUUAAACGCAAUGGAUGUCGGGUUUUAAAAGAAAAUGCACCAGGAUUUUACGCGGCGCUUUUUAAGAAUAGCGAACUGAAAGGCCCGUGCGUAAUUAAACAAGGAGUUUACGAGUUCAACGAUGUUCCAGUAGAAUGGAGUUUCCCAAAUGUUCCAAUACUGCCUUAUGGGCAUUAUAGGUUCAGAGUAAUGGUUGGUAGAGCGGAAAACCAAUACGCAUGCUGGGUGGCAGAUGCUAGGACUAUUCCAAAGCCCGAGUAGUAGAGCAAGAGCUGGUCCAGGGUAGCUCCCGCUGCUCGCGAAGUGCCUUAUUUUUUUACUGACU
Messenger RNA from Frankliniella occidentalis (western flower thrips), 688 nucleotides. RefSeq lists its product as uncharacterized. The record is from RefSeq and is a predicted model, not a curated record. The coding region runs from base 52 to 624 and encodes 190 amino acids. The transcript is spliced from 4 exons. NCBI's taxonomy places the organism in Eukaryota, Metazoa, Arthropoda, Insecta, Thysanoptera, Thripidae.